Messenger RNA from Manacus vitellinus (golden-collared manakin), 1834 nucleotides. RefSeq names its product kelch domain containing 10 (gene KLHDC10). Gene Ontology annotation, biological process: positive regulation of stress-activated MAPK cascade. The record is from RefSeq and is a predicted model, not a curated record. NCBI's taxonomy places the organism in Eukaryota, Metazoa, Chordata, Aves, Passeriformes, Pipridae. The transcript is spliced from 8 exons. Bases 1 to 1116 code for a protein of 371 amino acids. Gene Ontology annotation, molecular function: protein binding.
AUGAGACACCCCCCCCAGUGCCCCCCAGUAUUCCCAGUGCUCCCAGAGCCCACCAGUUCCUCCCAGUGCUUCCCAGUGCACACCAGCCAUCGCUGUCCCCCCGCCCGGAGCGGCCAUCGCUGCGUCGCCGACAGCUCCAACCUGUACGUGUUCGGGGGGUACAACCCCGACUACGACGAGUCGGGCGGCCCCGACAACGAGGAUUAUCCCCUGUUCCGGGAGCUCUGGAGGUACAACUUCGCCACUGACACCUGGCACCAGCUGGGCACCGAGGGCUACAUGCCCAGGGAGCUGGCAUCCAUGUCCCUGGUCCUGCACGGGAACAACCUGCUGGUGUUCGGGGGCACCGGGAUCCCCUUCGGGGAGAGCAACGGCAACGACGUCCACGUCUGCAACGUCAAGUACAAGAGGUGGGCCCUGCUCAGCUGCAGGGGCAAGAAACCCAACAGGAUCUAUGGACAGGCCAUGGCCAUCAUCAACGGCUGCCUCUACGUGUUCGGCGGCACCACCGGCUACAUCUACAGCACCGACCUGCACCGGCUCGACCUCAACACCCGGGAGUGGGUCCAGCUGAAACCCAACAACAUGUCCUGUGACAUGCCCGAGGAGAGGUACAGACACGAGAUGGCCCACGACGGGCAGAGGAUUUACAUCCUGGGAGGGGGAACCUCCUGGACAGCCUAUUCCUUGGACAAGAUCCACGCCUACAACCUGGAAACCAACACCUGGGAGGAGAUUCCCACCAAACCCCACGAGAAAGUCGGUUUUCCAGCUGCCAGAAGGUGCCACAGCUGCGUCCAGAUAAAAAAUGGUGAGAUUUGGCCUCUGGAAAACCACUGGAUCUGGGAUAACCAGGCACUGGGGAGCUGGGAAAGCUGCAGGGAAUGUGUGGCUUUCCUGGAAGGGGCCGGCUGCAUGUACGUGCACGGAGGGGUGGUGAACAUCCACGAGAACAAACGGACUGGCUCCCUCUUCAAGCUGUGGCUGGUGGUUCCCAGCCUGCUGGAACUGUGCUGGGAAAAGCUCCUGGAAUAUUUCCCCCACUUGGCCACCCUGUCCCGGCCUCAGCUCCUGCACCUCGGACUCACCCAGGGACUGGUGGAGCGGCUAAAAUGAGGGUUCUGCUCCUCCCUCACCCCCCCCCGAGAUUCCCUGUGCCGCAGAACCCCCUUCCCAGCCUUAUUUAUGGACACCCUGGAUCGGUGGGAACGCCGGGAACCCGCCCGGAGCCUCAUCCCGCGGAUCCGGCGCCGCCUUCCGGGACCUUCGGAGCCCUUGGGAAAGCAAACAAACAAACAGAGAGACAAACAGAAAUCAAUCCCCUUUUUAUUUAUGGAGCUCCCAGAUCCCAAAACCUUCCCUGGGACUCAUCCAACCAGCCCGCUGCCGGGAUUAAUUAGGGAGCUAAUUAAGGAAUGCCCGCCCGCACUGACUGACGAGGAACAGUCGCCGCACAACCACCCCCCGGCUGCUCUUUUCCCGGGAUAACUCAUCCCUCCUUCCCAACUGAGCUCCCCCUCUCCCAUCCCAGCAAUCCCUCCUGAGCUCCCCCUCUCCCAUCCCAACAAUUCCCAACAGCCCCUCCUGCUUUUUGCACGUCUUUCCCGGGCCGUAUUCCCGCAGCUUUCCCCGGAGCAGCGCUUGGAAACAACCCCCCUGCCCCUCCUUGAGAGGUUUCCUUGGAAAACCAGAGGGAAAAGCUGCUGCUCCAGGGCAGCUGAACAGGGAGUGGGGAGGGAGAAGCUUUGCCUGAGGCUGUUUUAACCUUUCCUGCUCGUGGAAUGAGCCCCAGGAAAACUCCCCCCGUGGAUUUCGGGCUCCAAACCCCCCCCAG